AUGGGUCCAUAUUCUGAGGCUCACGCCAACCCCCAAGGUGCUGGAGAUGCUCGACCAACAGCCCUGCAAAUGAUUCGUGAUGAGUCCCUCGAAGGCAAACUCGUUGACAAAGUGAUAGUCAUCACAGGUGCGACCUCAGGAAUUGGUCUUGAAACUGCCAGAGCAUUGUCUGUGACUGGGGCAACAAUGUUCUUGACCGCCCGGGACAUUAAGAUGGCAGAGAAUUCUCUGACAGGAAUUCUAGAGCCAGGUCGCGUUUCGUUGGUGGAAAUGGACAAUGCCUCUUUCACUAGCGUUCGAAAAGCAGCUGUAACCAUUCUCGCAGAAUCCAGAAACCGAGUCAAUAUUCUUGUUGCGAACGCUGGUGUAAUGGGGAUCCAAGAUCUCAAGCUCACGGAGGAUGGUUAUGAGAUUCACUUUGCCACAAAUCACCUGGGCCAUUUCCUCCUGUUUCAACUCCUCAAGUCUGCCUUGCUCGAAAGCUCGACCAACAAUUUUCGCUCCAGAGUCGUCCUAGUUGCGUCAUCAGCUCACCGGGCUUUGAUUCUCAACGAAAGUGACAACUACAACUUUGUAAAGGGAGGUUAUCAUUACGGAUUGGCCUACGCAAACUCGAAGCUGGCCAACGUGUACAUGGCUAACGAGCUUGAUCGUCGAUAUGGCCUCAAGGGGCUGCAUGCAACAAGCCUCAAUCCUGGUGGAAUCGCCACGAACAUAUCUAGAUAUGUGGGUAGAGAGUUUGUCGACCAGCUUAUGAGUAACGAGAAGUUAGUGAAGUUCUUCAAAAGUCCAGAGCAAGGAGCUGCUACGACUGUUGUUGCUGCUGUUGGGAAAGAGUGGGAAGAUAAGGGAGGUAAAUAUCUGGAGGAUUGCGAAGAAGCCGAACGUGGUGAAGAUGAUAACGAUGUUUUUGGUGUUGGAUGGGUUCGCCAGACUUAUGACCAGGAGAAUGAAGGACGUCUGUGGAAGGACUCACUGAAGAUGGUUGGAGUAGAUGAGGACAUGUAAUGGUGAUAAAUCCCUAAG
Mollisia scopiformis is the source of this 1026-nucleotide messenger RNA. RefSeq names its product short-chain dehydrogenase/reductase-like protein. The coding region runs from base 1 to 1008 and encodes 335 amino acids. NCBI's taxonomy places the organism in Eukaryota, Fungi, Ascomycota, Leotiomycetes, Helotiales, Mollisiaceae. The record is from RefSeq and is a predicted model, not a curated record. The transcript has a single exon.